This is a messenger RNA of Rhagoletis zephyria (snowberry fruit fly), 1928 nucleotides long. RefSeq names its product transcription initiation factor TFIID subunit 2-like. Lineage: Eukaryota; Metazoa; Arthropoda; Insecta; Diptera; Tephritidae. The record is from RefSeq and is a predicted model, not a curated record. Gene Ontology annotation, cellular component: transcription factor TFIID complex. Gene Ontology annotation, biological process: transcription initiation at RNA polymerase II promoter. Gene Ontology annotation, molecular function: transcription cis-regulatory region binding; RNA polymerase II general transcription initiation factor activity; chromatin binding.
AUCGAUCAAACUUAUAUAACGCGUACAUUAAUGUCGCGUGCCAUAGCAGAACAGUUUUUUGGCUGUUUCAUUACAUCACAUCAUUGGUCUGAUACUUGGUUGGCUAAAGGCAUUGCUGAAUAUUUGUGUGGCCUGUAUUCACGAAAGUGUUUUGGAAACAAUGAGUAUCGGGAAUGGGUUCAAUCGGAAUUGGCGCGUGUAGUGCGCUAUGAAGAGCAGUAUGGUGGAAUUAUACUUGAUUGUAGUCAGCCACCGGCUCCACUACCAGUGUCAAGUACGAAUCCUGCAAGUGCGACUAGCAAACAAACAGAAAUCGUGCAUUAUUUUCCUAUCAAAAGUUUACAUACGGUUUCGCCUAAAUAUGUCGAAGCAAUGAGGCGUAAGGCUCAUUUGGUUAUACGAAUGUUGGAACACCGCAUCGGACAAGAGUUACUUAUACAAGUUUUUAAUAAACAACUGGUGCUGGCUACUAAUGCAGCGGUGACAAAAAUUGGCUCCGGUUUAUGGCAUCACUUGCUUAUUUCCACCAAUAUCUUUAUCAAAGCUAUUUUCACUGUAACUGGCAAAGAUAUGUCUGUUUUCAUGGAUCAGUGGGUGCGUACUGGUGGGCAUGCGAAAUUCUCUUUUACUUCGGUGUUCAAUCGCAAACGUAACACAAUUGAACUAGAGAUAAGACAAGAUUUUGUAAAUCAACGAGGCGUCCGUAAAUAUAAUGGACCCUUACUGGUACAACUACAAGAACUGGACGGCACAUUCAAACAUAUGCUACAGAUUGAAAAUACUGUAGUGAAGGCAGAUAUUACUUGUCACUCGAAAAGCCGACGUAAUAAAAAGAAAAAAAUUCCACUAUGUACGGGAGAAGAAGUCGAUAUGGAUCUCUCUGCAAUGGAUGAUUCACCUGUACUUUGGAUUCGUCUAGACCCAGAAAUGAUUUUAAUACGCGAUCUAAACAUAGAACAACCCGAUUUUCAGUGGCAAUAUCAGUUGCGCCAUGAGCGUGAUGUGACAGCACAGUUUGAGGCUAUAAAAGCCUUAGAGAAAUAUCCAACAAACGCAACACGUUCUGCACUAACGGAUACGAUUGAGAAUGAACGCUGUUUUUAUAAAGUGCGCUGUGAGGCAGCACAUUGCCUUACGAAAGUGGCCAAUCAAAUGGUGACACAAUGGAGUGGCCCACCGGCAAUGUUGAAUAUCUUCAGGAAAUUUUUCGGCUCAUUUAGUGCACCCCAUAUAAUUAAACAGAAUAAUUUUGCCAAUUUUCAGUUAUACUUUUUACAAAAAUUAUACUUUUUACAAAAAGUUAUACCUGUCGCAAUGGCCGGCCUACGCACUUCGCAUGGUAUUUGUCCACCCGAAGUCAUACGCUUUCUCCUGGAUCUCUUUAAAUACAAUGAUAACACGCGUAAUCACUACUCAGAUGUUUACUAUCGCGCUGCUUUAGUUGAUGCCUUAGGAAAUUCCAUAACACCUGUUGUUUCCGUCGCUCUACGUGGCACACCAAUUACUUCGGAUAGUCUUUCCGCAGAUGCCAAACUCGUACUUGAAGAGGUCACUCGUCUACUCAAUAUGGAAAAGAACUUACCUUCAUACAAAUAUAUGGUAUCUGUUUCUUGUCUUAAAGUGAUACGAAAACUACAAAAAUGUGGCCACUUGCCUUCGCUGCCGAAAAUCUAUCGCUGCUAUGCUGCUUAUGGCCAAUAUCUUGACUUACGUAUAGCGGCUAUGGAGUGUUUAGUGGAUUUCGUAAAAGUAGAUGGUCGUUGGGAAGAUUUAGAUCAUUUGAUUACACUGCUUGAAACAGAUCCCGACCCAGCUGCACGGCAUGCGCUUGCACAAUUACUAAUCGACAAUCCACCAUUUACGCGUGAGUCACGUAGUAGCCGCUUAGAUCGGUCAGAGUUGGUAGAGCGAUUGUGGUCAAAUAUGAA